This is a messenger RNA of Rana temporaria (common frog), 1834 nucleotides long. RefSeq names its product SAM and SH3 domain containing 3 (gene SASH3). Gene Ontology annotation, biological process: positive regulation of B cell proliferation; positive regulation of adaptive immune response; positive regulation of immunoglobulin production. Gene Ontology annotation, cellular component: cytoplasm; nucleus. Bases 233 to 1363 code for a protein of 376 amino acids. The record is from RefSeq and is a predicted model, not a curated record. The transcript is spliced from 8 exons. NCBI's taxonomy places the organism in Eukaryota, Metazoa, Chordata, Amphibia, Anura, Ranidae. Gene Ontology annotation, molecular function: protein binding.
GACCCGCGUUCUAAUUCUCUUCGGUUUCCUUCCUUAUUCUCAGGUCCCCUCCGUCUCAAUCUUCUGCAACCACCCCGAGCAUAAAGCUGUGUGUGUUUUUGGCAAGUCAUGUGACCCUCCUUCCUGUCGAAGUCUCUGCACCCUGAACGAGCCCAGGCAGAAGUAGUAACACCGAGCAGAGACAGUCCAUCGCUUCUCGGCACCGAGCCCGGCGGCCAAGCAGGUGGGAGAGAUGUUGAGACGGAAGCCCUCCAAUUGUUCGGACAAAGAGCCGUCUCAGAAGAAGAAGUUGUCCUUGCAACGCUCCAGCAGCUUUAAGGAUUUCGGGAAAUCCAAACCGAGCUCGCCCGUUUCCUGCAAUGAGUUCAACCUGGAAACCGAAAUCCCAGAAGAUGAAAACUCUGCCGCCAGCGAAGACGGGAAACGCGGCGCGGGAAAAAUAGGCAAGAAAUGGCGGGCGGUGAUUUCGCGGACGAUGAACAGGAAAUGCGGCAAGAUGAUGAUGAAGGCCAUGGCCGACGAGAUGGGGGAGCCGGGAGAGGCGGGGUCGUUGUCUCCGACCUCUUUAGAUGGCAGUUUGGAUGGGAGCUUCCCCGGGAAACUGUCCGAUCCGGAGGACAACCACCACACAUCCGUCAGCAGGCAGACCUCCAGCGGCAGCGAGUUGUGCAGCCCUUCUUAUGCCCACCAUAGCAACAGAGACAGCAUCAACAUAGAGAACCUCCCCCCACCAUACACCGGGCCCUUCUGUGGGAAAGCGAAGGUCCAUACUGACUUCACACCGAGUCCAUACGAGAAAGAUUCCCUCAAACUCAGGAUAGGAGACAUCAUCAACAUCAUCGAGAAACCUCCGGUCGGUACCUGGACGGGCACGUUGAAUAACAAGGUGGGGUCAUUCAAGUUCAUCUACGUGGAAAUCCUCCCCCAGGAAACGGAGACCCCCAAAAAAGUCCGGACGCAUCGAAGGAGCAAAAAAUCCCAACCCAGCACACUGAAGGAGCUUCUGGAGCGGAUCAACAUGCAGGAACACAUCGCCACCCUCAUGCUGAACGGUUAUCAGACAAUAGAGGACUUCAAGGACCUGACCGAGAGCCAUCUGCUGGAAUUGAACAUCACAGACCCUCAGCACACUGUGAAACUGCUGACCGCCGCUGAAGUCCUGCUAGAUUAUGACACCACCAGCGAAUCAGAAGAAGGGACCGGGACAUCUUUAGCGGAUCAGAAUUCUCACCUCCCCCGAGAUUCGGGCUGCUACGAGGGACCGGAGAACCUUGAAAGCAGCCGCGACGAGUCCGACGGCCCCGAGGAGAACUUGCAGAAACUGUCCUUGGAGGACGGCGAAGCGACCAAUCAGGAAGGGUGACUUCUUCUUUUUUUUUUUCUUUUUUUUUUAAUUGAUGACAUGAAUGAAACUGCAUCACUUUACGUUGAAGGAUAUUCCGGGAUAAACCAAAGAAAACUGAAAAAUCUCGACUCUUUCAUUCCAAGGCUUGUUUGUGGAAACCGCUGGACGUUUGACAUGAAAUAACAAGUAUUGUCUACUUUUUGUUUUUACAUUUUGUCCGUUUUUUAUAUAUUUUUGACUUUCUACAAUUCUUACUUUGAGGUUGUUACUAUAGAUUCUUGUUAUUACAUUUAUAUCAAAUAGAAUUCAAAGAACUGUAAGUUACUUGUUCCAGAUAUUGGACCACUUACUGGCAAUAUCCAACUUUUCUCACAAAUGGAGAGGGCAAGGGCAGCAAAUGGCCAUGGGGGUAGAGUCAGGUAGGGGCGUGCAAAACUGCGGCGGCGUAAUGUAUGACAUUUACGUUACGCCGCCACAAGUUUUAUGGGC